ACUCCAUCGCCCCAUUCUCCACUUUCCUCUUCCUUUCACGUCAGAUUGCUUUUGCCUUUGUUUGGGUCUAAUUCUCGCGUCGGCAUCCAUGUCUUCCAAUACCAUCCCAAGCGUAGACGAAAUCUUAUCUGGUCAAUUGUGCCUUGGCAAUUUGCCUGCGGCUACUUCCUCAAAGCUUCGCAAGGAGCUCGGCAUCACGCAUGUUCUUUCUGUCUGCCCCGACUACCCCUCGACGGGCGACGCACACCAUAUGACCGUACCCGUCAACGACUCAGAGUACGAGGACCUCCUGAUACAUUUCCCCGAGACGUGUCGCUUCAUCGAGGACGCACUAGCCGACGGAGGCAAAGUCUUGGUGCACUGUGUCAUGGGGGUGUCCCGUAGCACGACUGUCGUGACUGCGUACCUAAUGAAGAGCAGGCUCCUGUCUUCCUUGGAUGCCUUGCAGCUCAUCAGGACGUGCAGACCCCAGGUGCAACCUAAUUACGGCUUCCGCAAACAACUAGACACCUUUGCCGAUUGUCAAUAUUCUCCUAGCGCGUCACAUCCAGCGUAUCUAUCGUGGAAGCGGAAGCACAAGCAAGACGUUACGAACUUCCUCAAUCAGAUCGUGGACACUGUGACUAUGGUGCCGAAUGCCCUGUUCCUCAACAGUGACUUGCCUACCGAGCCCUAUCAAGCUGAACUGCUGCUGUACGAAUUGAAUGUGACGCAUCUGCUGACGCUAGCGCCGGCGGACAUUUCCUUCCCGACGACGGGUCUGGUGUGCCGACACAUCGAUGUUUCUCCCGAAGCACUGGAGGAGUUCCUGUUUACGCUCCCCGACACUUGUGCGUUCAUCAGUGAUGCUAUUGCCGGUGGCGGGCGUGUUCUGGUUCACUCGCAGGUCGAGGCCAGAGCCUGCACUGCUGUUGGCGCGUACUUGAUGAGUUCCCAAAACCUGACACCCGAAAAGGCAGCAGCAGCCAUCUCGGCUGCACUUCCCCUGUUUGAGCCGACCACGAACUUCAAGCGGGCCUUGUCGCUCUUCCGUGCCUGCAAAUACUCUCCGACCCCAGAUCACCCGGCGCUGGAUGACCACAAGGGUAAUUCGGGCUACGUGUCCUGGGGAUCGUCGCCGGCGUCUUCCAAUCCCAGCUCCCGUCGUCCGAGCGGGUUCGCCGCGCAGGACGCGGACCUGAUGAUUCGGAAGGCGGCUGCGGUGAUGACUGACAGCGGGAUCGAUAUGAAGGCGUUUGGGGACGCGCUGGUCUCGAUCCAGGCUAAGCCCAGCCUGACCCGCGCCGCUGCAUGAGUGACAUGUAGACCAUUCCCCCCCUACCUCGACACUUGACUGACUGUGCUGCCUUUUGACAAUUCCGUACAUACAUACAUACAUACUCUAGAGAAGCUGGUUUCGAUGGAAACCGAGUAUUAGAACGUCCCUAGUCCAAUAUGUGCUCGACGCGUUCCGUAAACGGAUAUGUCAAGAAGUACAUACUUAUGUUGAAGUGGGAAAUCCGAACCCAUCAUGAGGCAUGGUAAGUAGGCGACCGAAGGUCCUGUCGACAGCGACGACGAGUUGUCUUCCUCGUCACCAAGGAAGCUGAUCAUGAGGGUCAUCAAGUUUUGCAACAUAACAGCAAGUGCUGCUCAUGGGUCGGCAACUGGGCACUGGGCAGCCGCGGUCUCUGCGAGAGGAUACUUGGCGUCCAUGAUUGUAAGACGCUAGCAAACAGAUCCAGUAGGUCAGAUAUCACACAUUUCACGUAGAUGGCGAGAAAGUGGCGUCCCGAGUCUGAGCAGGACCGAAGAGAGCGCGUCCCUCUCCUAUUGUCGGAGGGUCAUAUGUCCUCGGCGCUUUGGGUCGCUCGGUCAACUGAUCAAGUUACGCCACG
Mycena citricolor is the source of this 1877-nucleotide messenger RNA. The record is from the annotation of a GenBank genome assembly. NCBI's taxonomy places the organism in Eukaryota, Fungi, Basidiomycota, Agaricomycetes, Agaricales, Mycenaceae.